Molecule: messenger RNA, 3254 nt
Organism: Acanthoscelides obtectus
Lineage: Eukaryota; Metazoa; Arthropoda; Insecta; Coleoptera; Chrysomelidae
Source: the annotation of a GenBank genome assembly
UGGGAACAUGAGAGAAGACGAUGUUGGAAGAUGCUGUGUUAAUGAUUCGCUUAUAAUAAAAUUUGAGAAUGUUUGAAAAAUACGACGUCACUCAAGGGGCUCUUAUUCGCCAAUCAAUGCGUCAACUAGGUAAGUAAGCUUUUUGCUGUUGUAAUGCUGUUUAAAUGAGUAUGUCGUCAACUUAAAUACCUUUGACAUAAAUAAUAAAAUAAUUGUUCAUGAAGCAUGAAGCAGUAUUUAAAUAAAAUUCUUCUGUUUUUUCCAAAUUAAAGGUGGGGAUGCUUAAUUCUAUAAACUAUAUGUGAAAAGUAGCAUAAAAAGUAUUGUCUCCUCUUCUGAAUUCUAUAUCAUGCUGAUAGAACUCUCCAUGUCUUUUUACCACAUACAUUUUUCGGAUACCACGUUUUAAUUUGAAAAUGUCCACAGUGGUGGCCCAAAUUUCAGUAAAAAGUAAUUUAUACAUAUGUAGGUUCAUUCGGUUGAAAAUUCAUGGAGUAAGUAGAAUAUCGCUUGUUCAUUAGGUUGCUUUCCCAACGCGGCAUCAAAAAAUAAUGAUGUUGCAAGGAUGCAUAUUAUUUGCAAUUGUAUCGAAAAAUCAUAAUUACAUGAAGGCUGUUAUUAACUUUGAAUAAGGAGAACGGGACCCAGCAGAAUCUCUCAGAGUAUAUAAUUCCCCAAAAAUUUGAUCAAAUCGUUAAAUCCACGAAAAUACUUUGUGUUACUCACACCGACAGCGUUAAGAGACCCGAGUUUGAUACACCAUCCUUAGCUCUGAAAAUUGGAUACUCUCUCAAAAAGUCUGCUGCAAUACAGAGAGGUGUUGCACUUAGAAAUGGCGAUCUUAAGGAAGACGAAAUUGUAAAAGCGUUUUUAAACCUUCUGGAGAUGGAAUGGGCAUCACGCAUAUCUUCCAAUGCUCUUAAUACUUUGUACAGCCGAAAGAUGAACAAAACUCAACUACUACCUAUCACUGAAGAUCUGUUAAAGCUUAACACAUUCAUUAGUAACUCUAUCAAAAUGUACAAGGAACGCCUACAGACAUUUUCAGAUUCCGAUAGCUGGAAAAUGCUAGCGUAUUGCUUACUGGCAAGAAUAAUACUUUUUAAUAAGCGCAGAUCUGGGGAAGCCGCAAGAAUAACUAUAGAUAGCUACAACUCAAAACCUCAAUGGAGUGAACAAUCCACGACUGAAUUGAAAAAUUCCCUAACACCAUUUGAGGUGAAACUUGCCGAACGAUUAGCGGUAGUAGAAAUUCCUGGGAAAAGGGGCAAGAAAGUACCAGUUCUUCUUACGGAUGAGGUUAGGGUAGCGCUCGACUUGUUAAUAUCAAAAAGAACAGAUUGUGGAAUAUCUGGUAAUAACCCAUAUAUAUUUGCUUGCUCGAAGAAUUCGACUCAAUCCUUAAGGGGGCAUGAUUGUCUUUCGAAGAUGUGCAAACUGGCUGACUUGAGAAAUCUUGAACUGAUUACAGCUACUAAGCUAAGAAAAUAUGUGGCUACCGUAUGUCAGAUGUUUGAUCUGACUGAAACCGAAUCUGACUGGUUAGCAAGACAUUUGGGCCACGACAUACGGGUCCACAGAGAAUUUUAUCGCUUACAUGAGAGCACCGUGGAACUGACCAAAGUUAGUAAAUUGCUGAUGGCGGUUGAUGAAGGAAAAGUGAGCACCUUCGCUGGGAAGUCACUAGCAGAUAUAGAGAUAGACGAUUUACCACAAAUAGGGGAAAGUGAGAAUGGAUCGGAUUGUGAGGCAGAGUUGGACGGUCAAACUUCACCGCAAGACAAUCCACCUACAGAAGUCUCAAAGAAUGCAUCUCCUACAGAACUCCCAAAGAAUGCUUCUCCAAAGCGGACUUUACAGAAAAGAGGUAAACAACCAUGGACACCAAAAGAAAAGGAAACUGUCCUGACCUAUUUCAAAAUUAAUAUCAGGAACUCAAUAGUACCAGGGAAAGUAGACUGCAUGAAAUGCAUCGAAGCACAUCCUCUGCUGGAUCAGAGAGACUGGAAGAAAAUUAAAUAUGCAGUGAAAAACGUCAUAGAUAAAAACAAAAAGCUAAAAAAGAAACAUACAAUGUAACAAGUUUUAAUUUUGGUUUUUUUUUGCUCUGCAAUACAGUAAGAAGGGCCUGUAAGGCUAUUUGUUGAACUAAUUAAUUUUUUAGGGAAAAAAAUCCUAAAUAAGUUUUAUUAUUAUUCUAUUCAUUGUGUAGCUACUAUUAACAUGCACAAAAUAAAGCCUUAGGGUAUGAAGUUCAUGAAAAUUGGCCUUAAAGAAUUAUUCUAAUAAAUUGUUGUUUAAUGACUCAAAUCGACUAAGACUUCCUAGGAGAGACCAAUUUUUUCAUACCUUUUCGCCAGGAAACAAACCAAGUCAUAAAGAGGCCUUAGAGACCCUCCUUUUAUAAAGAUGUAUCUGUACGUGUUUAUUUUUUAUUUAGGAUACUACUUUACGUUUCGUACAGCGUAUAUUUCUUGCACUGUAAGAGAUUUUAAGUUUUUGGGUGGGUCCACAUGGAUCCACAGUGAGAACACGACUAUUACCAGAGAUCAGACAAUAUCAACACGACCUUACAUAAAACCUGAUUUCAUUGGUUGCUAGGAGCUGUGUUAUAAUAACCAAUCCGUAUGCGCGUAUCUUUGUGGACUCACCCUGUAUAUUUUUUAUGUUGUCUGAUUGUGUUCACUGACAUUUACAUGUUAAAGUUUUGGAUGACAUUAAUUGUUUAAAAAAUAAAGAAUUAAAACUAUAUUGCGCCUGCCAUCAACCGCAUUUCAUCCUCAUACAUUUUUGGUAUUAUCUUGAAAUACCCAGGAUUCUUGAAGUACAUCCUACCGUAUACGUAUCCUUAAAGCCAAUGAGAGUAUCGUUUGAUAUGUGCUUGAAUAUCACUUAUAUAUCAUUGUGGCGACAAACCGAUAUGACAACAUUGCAAAAACUAAACACUCCUAUUAUGGAGACCUGAAGGUACACACAGCUCAUCUUUCAAUAUUAGUGGCUACUCAUACACUCUGUUCACAAAUGUAGGUUGUUAUGACACCCGUAGCCACAAUAUAAUUUAGCUGUUUUUAAUUGUUAAACGGAGUGUAUACCGUUUUUAUUGAUACCAGACUACUGCGACUGCGCACGCACUGAAGAAUGUUCAGGAGAAAUUUCAUCGAAAUCGCCACAAUUGAGGACUAUUCACGCGUCGCCACAAGAACCUAGGCGCCUGUAUGUGUGUGUGUGUGUGUGUGUGUGUGUGUGUGUGUGUG